AUGUCUUCAGCCGAUCAGAACGUUGGUGCCAUCAUCAGCCUCACACCUCCUGAUGAGGGUGACAACAUCUGGGAGGCCAAGCAGGUUGAUAUUGCCCGCUCCCUUCCUCCUGGAGAUAUCCAAGGCCGCCAGAGCAUCGACUGGAGCUUUGGCCCCAUCAAGAUCACAGGAUAUGUCGACACCAACACCUUUGAGAUUGGAGUUAGCAUCAGCAUUGUUGGAAUCAAUGUUGGUAACAUCUUUGGAAAUCUCAAGGACGGUGUCGGCCUCAAGGUCAAUUUGUUUGUUGCCAAGGGUGAAAUUCGAAUCUAUUUGAAGAAUGGCAACGAGAUUUGGGUUCACCUUGAUAUCAAGGUCACCUUUGAUGGAUCUUUUGAGGGAGACUACAAGAUUUUGUCUAUCUAG
Fusarium sp. VM40 is the source of this 405-nucleotide messenger RNA. Lineage: Eukaryota; Fungi; Ascomycota; Sordariomycetes; Hypocreales; Nectriaceae. The record is from the annotation of a GenBank genome assembly.